GUUGAUAAGCCCAUGUGCGAAACGGGCAUCUACUGGAUUUCAUCCCGCCACGCAGGACGGGUGGCUGCGGCUCAAGUGACCUCCAACCAGUGUAGUGCUGCUCAAAACGCGCCACUCAGUGUGAGACGAACCAGACCGACAAGUACAAGUACAGCACGAGAGCCCGAGCUCGAGCGGCAACUGACCCUUCCCCGUCUUCUCCCCCAAUCCAUCACUCCGUGCUUUCUGGAACAAAAACAUCAGAGCAUCACAUUCCAACGCCUUUUACGACGGGAAUGCCCUUGGCCUAUACCUCACUGGCGUAAUAGCCAUGGACGGCAAGCCUGCCACGGAUCGGCUUGAUGCCUCUCGGCCCAAAGUUCAUCCUCUCGGGCCUCUCACAGCUCACGAAAUCACCCAAAGCGCUGACCUCAUCCGUGGAUGCUGGCCACAUGACAUUGACUGCCACUUCAAGGUCAUAACGCUCCUCGAGCCUGCCAAGGUUGAGCUCGCGCCGUACUUGGUUGCGGAACGGGCGGGCCGGGACCCUGGCAACAUCGAUCGGCGAGCAUUUGUCGUUUACUAUUUCAGGGGAACGCACAACCUUCACGAGGCGGUGGUCAACCUUACUACCAGCAAAGUCGAGUCGAAUGCCAGGCUCGGCCCGUUUAUGCAUGCCAAUGGCGAUGGGGAGGAGAUCAUUGCGGUGGAGAAGGCACUGCUGGCGCAUCCAGACGUCCAAGCUGAGAUCGCCAAGCUGAAGCUUCCCAAGGGGUCCGUUGUGGUUGCCGACCCUUGGAUAUACGGGUCCGACGGCAUCAAGGAUGGCAGCUUUUACGACGACAAGCGUGCCAUGCAAUGCUUCCUGUAUAUGCGCGAUCCCCGGAACCCUUCCGAGCUGGACAGUUGCCAUUACGCGUUUCCUCUACCCAUCUCGCCGGUUGUCGACCCAAAUACCCUGGAACUGAUUCGCAUUGACAUUUUGCCCACUGGCCUCGACGAGAAGGUCAAACCGCUUACACCCUGGCAGACGGCGCCUCCCAGCGAAUACAUCCCCGAAGCUCAAACACUGCGUACUGACCUCAAACCCUUGCGGGUUGUGCAGCCCGAGGGUGCCUCCUUCACUGUCGAGAACUUCUCGGAGCUGGGUCGUCUGAUCCGCUGGCAGAAAUGGGACUUCAAGGUCGGCUUUAACCAACGGGAGGGCAUGGUCUUGUACGACGUCCACUACGACAACAAACCCCUCUUUUACCGACUCAGCCUGUCCGACAUGGCCAUCCCUUACGCCGACCCACGGCAUCCUUUCCACCGGAAAGCCGCCUUUGACCUUGGCGAUGCUGGGGCCGGCAUCAUGGCCAACAACCUGCAACUUGGCUGCGACUGUCUCGGCAGCAUCUACUACAUAGGGGGCAUCCUGGCCGACAGCUACGGGAAGCCGGUCAACAUGCCGAAUGUGAUCUGCGUCCACGAGCAGGAUGCCGGGAUUCUGUGGAAGCACACCAACUACCGGACCAACCGGGCUGUUGUGGUCCGAAACCGCGAGCUGGUGCUGCAAACAAUCCUGACGGUCAGUAACUACGAGUAUAUUUUGUCGUUUAUCUUCAACACGGCAGGCGACCUCACGUACGAGGCACGGGCAACGGGCAUCCUCUCGACCCAGCCUCUCGACCUCGACCUGACCAUGACGCCACACCCGUUCGGCACGGUGGUACAUCCCGGGGUCCUCGGGGGAUUCCAUCAGCAUUUCUUCAGCCUUCGCAUCGACCCCAUGGUGGCAGGCCACGGCAACACGGUCGUGUACGACGAGGCCGUUGCCAUUCCACGAGACCCCGAACUCAACCCACAUGGCGUGGGAUAUACGGUGCGCAGAACCGAGGUACAAAGCUCGGGCGGGUACGACCUGGACCCAAGCACAAAUCGCAGCUUCAAAGUCAUCAACCCGGCGGUCCGCAACGCCGUCAACGGCGCAGCGGUCGGUUACAAGGUUAUGGUGCCGCCCAUGCAGGCGAUCCUGGCCGACGCCGACAGCUUCCACCACAAGCGAGCCGAGUUCGCCGACCACAGCAUUUACGUCACACGGUAUGCUGAAGGUGAGCUGUAUGCUGGCGGCCUCUACACGAAUCAGAGUCGGGGCGGGACUGGGGUGCGCAGCUGGGCCGAGAGAAAAGACAGUCUGGCGGAGGGGGAUCCGGUCGUCUGGGUCCAGUUUGGCAUCAACCACAUCCCCCGCGUGGAGGACUUCCCCGUCAUGCCCGUCGAAACACUGCGUGUCAUGCUGAGACCCGUCAACUUCUUCGACCGGAACCCGGCUCUCGACGUGCCGCCUAGCGAGCAGGAAACGAACUGCAGCGUCAACCUGAAUGGAGCGAACGGUAGUGUCGAAGCGAGGCUGGAAAGAAUGACGCUUGGUGGUGAGGAUGGGCAGAUGAGGUAUUCUUGCGCUUCUCAUGGAGGUGUCUGAUAAACUCUGAUCCCAGCGAUGCGAGCACGUAAGCGAGCCAGAAGUAUCAUGACGUUGUAUUUGGUGGUUGAGUAUGAUCAAGUACCAUGGAAUGAUAUUGCAUGCAGCAUUCUGGUAAAAUGUGAAACCGCAGGUGUACAAUAGGGAGUGAAGUUCAUCGGAUCGCUUCAAUUCAGUGGUUUGGCUUUUCGAU
Parathielavia appendiculata is the source of this 2633-nucleotide messenger RNA. RefSeq lists its product as uncharacterized. Lineage: Eukaryota; Fungi; Ascomycota; Sordariomycetes; Sordariales; Chaetomiaceae. The coding region runs from base 311 to 2440 and encodes 709 amino acids. The record is from RefSeq and is a predicted model, not a curated record. Gene Ontology annotation, molecular function: copper ion binding; primary methylamine oxidase activity; quinone binding. The transcript has 4 exons. Gene Ontology annotation, biological process: amine metabolic process.